This is a messenger RNA of Schistocerca gregaria, 16310 nucleotides long. RefSeq names its product E3 ubiquitin-protein ligase SH3RF1 (gene POSH). Lineage: Eukaryota; Metazoa; Arthropoda; Insecta; Orthoptera; Acrididae. Gene Ontology annotation, molecular function: protein binding. Bases 7190 to 9946 code for a protein of 918 amino acids. The record is from RefSeq and is a predicted model, not a curated record. The transcript is spliced from 15 exons.
CUCAGUCUCUCUCUCUCUGCAUUCAUUUAUAGUUUGCUGUCAGUCAUGAAGCCCGGCAGUUGUAUGCAUUUAUAGUUUUCUGUCAGUCAUGAAGCCCGGCAGUUUGACAGGCUCUGUAUUAGCCUGGCACCCAACAUAACUGAGGCUGCACAGUAGAAGGUGUGUUUUCCCUUUUCCCUUCAUUCAUUUUAUUUUUGAUGAACCACUUUUUCAUGUUUUAAAAAAGGACAUCUGUUGCUAGUACAGCUUGGCAGCAGUUUUCCAUUUGGCAAAAGGGGUAGUGUCAUCGGCAAACUGUAACAUGUGGCUGUCACAAUCUACAGUGGUGUCCAAAAUUAAAGCAACAAACUGUUAUUUCCUCAUGUUGUGUCUAGUUCAUGGUAUAAUCAUACAAAAUAUCAACAAAUGCUGUACAGUCAUGUUCUGUCUAGAAGAUAGCAUUCCGGUCAAUGGACAAUCAUGUCAAUGACGAUGUCAGAACACCUAUCCAAUAGGGUAGUGUUGGCCGGGUAGUCCCACAUCCAUUUCGGUGACAUCUUGGGACCCCAUUGAACUCAGUAGUCAUUAGACAUAGUGAGAGAGAGCAGAGUGGGGCAUUUUGCAGAAUUCACAAACUUCGAACAUGGUCAGGUGAUUGGGUGUCACUUGUGUCAUACGUAUGUACGCAAGAUUUCCACACUCCUAAACAUCCCUAGGUCCACUACUUCCAAUGUGAUAGUGAAGUGUAAAUGUGAAGGGACACAUACAGUACAAAAGCAUACAGGCUGACCUCAUCUGUUGACUGACACACACUGCCGACAACUGAAGUGGGUUGUAACGUGUAACACGCAGAGCUCUAUUCGGCCCAUCACACAGGAAUUCCAAACUGCACCAGAAUCCACUGCAAGCACGAUAACAGUUAGGCGGGAGGAUUUCAUUGUCGAGUGGCUGCUCACAAGUCACACAUCACGUCGCUAAAUGCCAAAUGAUGCCUCGCUUGGUGGAAGGAGCAUAACAUUGGACGACUGAACAGUGGAAAAAACAUUGUGUGGAGUGAAGAAUCACGAUACACAAUGUGGCGAUCCGAUGGCAGGGUGUGGGUAUAGCGAAUGCCCGGUGAAUGUCAUCUGCCAGCAUGCGUACUGCCAACUGGACUUGGACAGGAUUUGUGAUUGGUGUUAAGAAUGGCUGCUAACUCUAAAUAUAGAUAAAUGCAAAUUAAUGCAGAUGAAUAGGAAAAAGAAUCCGUAAUGUUUGAAUACUCCAUUAGUAGUGUAGUGCUUGACACAGUCAUGUUGAUUAAAUAUUUGGGCGUAACAUUGCAGAGCGAUAUGAAGUGGGGCAAGCAUGUAAUAGCAGUUGGGGGGGAAGGCGGAUAGUCUUCUUCGGUUCAUUGGUAAAAUUUUGGGAAGACGCGGUUCAUCUGUAAAGGAGACCGCUUAUAAAACACUAAUACGACCUAUUCUUGAGUACUGCUCGAGCGUUUGGGAUCCCUAUCAGGUCGGAUUGAGGGAGGACAUAAAAGCAAUUCAGAGGUGGGCUGCUAGAUUUGUUACUGGUAGGUUUGAUCAUCACGUGAGUGUUACGGAAAUGCUUCAGGAACUCGGGUGGGAGUCUCUAGAGGAAAGGAGGCAUUCUUUUCGUGAAUCGCUACUGAUAAAAUUUAUAGAACCAGCUUUUGAGGCUGACUGCAGUACAAUUUUACUGCCGCCAACUUACAUUUCGCGGAAAGACCACAAAGAUAAGAGAGAUUAGGGCUCAUACAGAGGCAUAUAGACAGUCAUUUUUCCCUCGUUCUGUUUGGGAUUGGAACAGGGAGAGAAGAUGCUAGUUGUGGUACGAGGUACCCUCCGCCACGUACUGUAUGGUGAAUUGCGGAGUAUGUAUGUAGAUGUUGUUUUUGUUGUGGUCUUCAGUCCUGAGACUGGUUUGAUGCAGCUCUCCAUGCUACUCUGUCCUGUGCAAGCUUCUUCAUCUCCCAGUACCUACUGCAACCUACAUCCUUCUGAAUCUGCUUAGUGUAUUCAUCUCUUGGUCUCCCUCUACGAUUUUUACCCUCCACGCUGCCCUCCAAUGCUAAAUUUGUGUUCCUUUGAUGCCUCAAAACAUGUCCUACCAACAGAUCCCUUCUUCUAGUCAAGUUGUGCCACAAACUUCUUUCUCCCCAAUCCUAUUCAAUACCUCCUCAUUAGUUACGAGAUCUAUCCACCUUAUCUUCAGCAUUCUUCUGCAACACCACAUUUCGAAAGCUUCUAUUCUCUUCUUGUCCAAACUAUUUAUCGUCCAUGUUUCACUUCCAUACAUGGCUACACUCCAUACAAAUACUUUCAGAAAUGACUUCCUGACACCUAAAUCUAUGCUCGAUGUUAACAAAUUUCUCUUCUUCAGAAACACUUUCCUUGCCAUUGCCAGUCUACAUUUUAUAUCCUCUCUACUUCGACCAUCAUCAGUUAUUUUACUUCCUAAAUAGCAAAACUCCUUUACUACUCUAAGUGUCUCAUUUCCUAAUCUAAUCCCUCAGCAUCACCCAAUUUAAUUUGACUAGAUUCCAUUAUCCUCGUUUUGCUUUUGUUGAUGUUCAUCUUAUAUCCUCCUCUCAAAACACUGUCCAUUCCGUUCAGCUGCUCUUCCAGGUCCUUUGCUUUCUCUGACAGAAUUACAAUGUCCUCGGCGAACCUCAAAGUUUUUACUUCUUCUCCAUGAAUUUUAAUACCUACUCCGAAUUUUUCUUUUGUUUCCUUUACUGCUUGCUCUAUAUACAGAUUGAAUAACAUCGGGGAGAGGCUACAACCCUGUCUCACUCCUUUCCCAACCACUGCUUCCCUUUCAUGCCCCUCGACUUAUAACUGCCAUCUGGUUUCUGUACAAAUUGUAAAUAGCCUUUCGCUCCCUGUACUUUACCCUGCCACCUUCAGAAUUUGAAAGAGUGUAGAUGUAGAACUGUAAAAUUCGGAGGUGGUGGUGUUAUGGUGUGGUCAUGUUUUUCAUGGAGGGGGCUUGCACCACUUGUUGUUUUGUUUGGAACUGUCACAGCACAGGCCUACAUUGAUGUUGUAAGCAUCUUCUUGCUUCCCACUGUUGAAGAGCAAGUUGGUGUUGGCGACUGCAUCUUUCAACAUGAUUGAGCACCUGUUCAUAAUUCACAGCCCGAGGCAGAGUGGUUACACAAUGAUAACAUCCCUGUAAUGGACUAGGCUGCACAGAGUCCUGACCUGAAUCCUACAGAACACCUUUGGGAGGUUUUGGAAUGCCGACUUUGUGCCAGGCCUCACCGAUCUACAUUGAUACUUCUCGUCAGUGCAGCACUCCAUGAAAAAUGGGCUGCCAUUCCCCAAGAAAUCUUCAAGCGCCUGAUUGAACGUAUGCCUGUGAGAGUGGAAGCUGGUAUCAAGGUUAAGGGUGGGCCAACAUUACCGAUGGAGGGUGCCACGAACUUUUAAGUUAUUUUCAGCCAGGUGUCUGGAUACUGUUGAUCACAUAGUGUAUGUGCAAAUCCGUUAAGUUGGGCAAAACGGAUAACAUUUUUGUCUACCAUUAUGCAUGUUGUAGUUGUUUAUGCUCUGUGUUCUUUACAUUAUUUCUACUUUACUAUCACCUGUGUACACUAUUUUGCGGCAAAAUAAACGUAAAUUUCCAAAAUCCACUUGUUGCCUUAAUUUUGGACACCGGUGAUUAUCAUUUACAUAAAUAAGGAACAGGAGAGGUCCUUUGGCAAAUUCCUGGCGUACACCUUUCUUCAGCUUUUGUAAUCGGAGAUUGUUCCACAGACUGAUACUACCUGAUUGAAGAUCUGCCAGAACAACAACCCCAGUACCAUAACACUUUAGCUUAUUAAGCAGUGUCUUGCACGAGAUGUGAUCAAAUGCCUUACUGAGGGCACACUUGAUCUGUUUUCAAAUCCCUGCCUUCUUUGUAAAUGGAAUGAUCAAGCAGACUCAAUCAUGGGUACCACAGGUGGUAGAUUUUUGGUUUAUUGGUAGAAUACUGGGGAAAUGCAAUCAGUCGCAAAGGAGAUUGCUUAUAAACACACAAGGGCAUUUAAACUCUCAUUCUUCCCACACUCCAUAUGAGAAUGGAAUGGGAAGAAACCUUAGUAACUGGUUCAGUGGGAUGUACUCUAUGCCAUGCGCUUCACAGUGGUUUCCGGAGUAGAGAUAUAGACAGACAGAAAAGAGUGCACCGGCCUCAAAUAUUUUACCUCAUUGCCAUGAGCAGUUUUAGAUCAUUAUACUCAUCUCCAGAUGGCAACACAUGUUUUAGUAUUGUCACAGUUGUCAGCAGCAUCGUACCUGCUUCUAUAUUGCACACAAAUAUUUAUGGUAGUCCAACUACAUGGGCUGUAAGAAUCAGACACAUAUAACAUAUAGAAAUAUGCCAUUUAACUGUAUAAAGUAACUGCAAGCCUAUUAUCAUAUAAGUCAUCCAAACAGCAUGUAAAACAGCAGUAACUACAUAAAUAUUUUGAUGCAGAACAGGAGGAGAUGAUAUGCUGCUAAUGAUUCUGACAUAGUACCAGCACUAAAAUAAGUGCAGCCUUCUGAAGAUGGGCACAGUGGUCCAAAACCCCUUUGUGGUAAGAAAAUUCAUGUCUGGUGGUAGUCUUCCUCAACAAUCCCUAACUGAAACACUGCCACAGAGUCAACAACAUCCGUGCAUCUUUUUAUACUGACUACACUUUUCUGUAUGUAGAGGCAUGGUAAAUGUAGAAUAUUUAGUCAUUGCUUGGAGGGUGUUAGCCUCAAACUGUUUGUAAUUAUUCUAACAGCUCGAUUUUGUUGUGUAAAGACUGUUUUUAGAUUUGUCUUAUCAUGAUCGCAGAAAGUGAGGUCAUAGAUAAUAGCAGUGAGAAUGUAAACAAUUCCGCUACACUGCUUACUAGCCAAAUUAAUACUUACACAAAGUGCAAAGCAAUCACAACCUAACUUGUUACUGAGAUAGUACAUGUGGGCUAUCCAAUCUAAAUUUAGUGACUGCAACUCUCUUAACAGCUUUAUUUUGUAUUCUGAUGUCCAGGUCAGUUUCUGACUGUUUUCCUGUAACUGGAUAAUUAGUUUAAGAAAUAUUUAAGGUUAACUUGUUCAUUUUACAUCAGUUUCAUAAAUAUCCAAAACUAUAGUUGCACAUGUUUGCAAUACCUUGUUUAUAUAAGUUACAACAACAUUUGUAUUAUCAGAAAACAUGGUUUUAUGAGUACAACUGACUGGAAUCUUGAUGUCAUUUAUGUAAAUUAGAAAUACAUGAAUUGCUAGAACACUUCCCUGUGUCACUCCAAGUGAUACAGUCUGAAACAGAGAUCUGUAUGCAAUAUACAGUACUGGUACUUUGGUUUUUAAUGUUGCUUGAGGUAAUUUCUACCACCUUCUUCUAUUACAGAGAUUAGACCGGAACCAUUUUUUCACAUCUCCUUGUACACCAAUAGCGUAAUUUGUCUAGCAAAAUGUUAUGUUGACCAAUAUCAAAUACCUUCAGUAAGUUCAAAUUUAUUCCUGUUGUAGUAGCUGCUUCUGUAAUCAGUCCUCUGUGAAAACCACAUUGGUUUACAGACACAAGACUGAAUUUUCCAAGGGACUUUGUAAUUCUAUGUUUCGUUACUAUGUCUAUUACUUUUGAAAACAUAGAUAACAAAGCUAUUGAUCUAUAAUUUCCCACUGCAUAUAUAUAGCCCUUUUUAUACAAAGGUUUUGACUUUUGAAAUUUUUAAUCUUUCUGGAAACACUACUUCUGAUAAUGAUAUACUUAUUAUGUGUGAGAGUGGUUCUGAUAUGACACUAGCACAUUUUAUUGUGACUGAGAACAUCUGAUUUAUUUAUGGGGCUUAGCAAUAUCGAAUUAUCACAUUGUUGUUUUCGAGCAGAGGUUCCACUAUACUUAGAAAAAGCGGGGAGAGACUGCUGCUGGUUACACCCUUCCCCAACGGAUGUGGGCUGGCUUCACAGAUUUCAUAACCUAAAAAAAUGAAAACUUAACAUCUGGUUUCUUUUGUUCAUGCCUGGUGACUGCGAACAUUCCUUGGCGGCUAUAUUAUUCGAACCUUGAGGCAGCACUAUAUCUUAUUUCACAUGGACAAAUAUAAUAAUGAAAGUGGCAAACUGAACUGUUGUCAGUGUUAAUCAACGUUUACCUUCAUAAGAUGCAAUGUACCCCUUGUUUCUUCUCGGCGGUUGUGAACUGUGUCUUGACAUGACAAAUGUUAAUGUUGAAUGGAAAACAAACAAACCUAGAUAAUGACUAGACUAUUGUGUAGAGAAUAACUUUAAGAACCUGGUGUGCUUCUGCUCAUACUUAUUAGUUUGCGAACUGCUGCACUGGGACGUCAUGUACUUUUAUGACCUGUGCACACGUUACAACACAAGCUUAUAAUCAUACACUAUAUUUUUUGGGAAAAUAUGCGGUUAACACACCUCCCUUUACAGAAAACUGCUUACAAAUUACAGUUAGUUACAGCCGAAUUAGAUUUUGCGGCACAUUUCACGUGUUCAUAUGAAAUAUACAAAUUUAUUACGGAAACUGAGAAUAAAUCACGUCUAGUUUUAACUCGGUCUUGCCACAUUUAACCGACCUAAAUAACAACAUUUGGCUAUGUGAAAUAGAAUUUUCAAAACUCUCUUGACGCUAAACAUCUACAGCAGCCGACUCGCCACUCGCUAUGCGCCGGAUUUGAAAAUUUGGCGAUUUCUGCUUGUUCCCACUAGUGUAUCAAUGCGCAGCAGCUUGGCAUUAAUAACAUUGGAGAGUUUGUCUCAAAUAAUCCAUAAUAUUUUGGUUUAUUGGCGAGUAGUUUACAGCUUUCACAUUUUUCCAUCUUUUUUAAAUCGAUCUUUGUUAUAAGUUCGUACCUACCUUUCGGUUAACAACGCCCGAAUUUACGUAGGAGUGGCAGCGAUCUUGCAUAACGGAGGUGGUCUACACCUGCUAGCGGAAAGCCGGAAAUCCUAAUGGUAGGAGAGGUGAUUGAUUCAUCUAAUCACAGGAGUCGGCAUAACGAAAAGUGAUGUGGUUGUGCGCUUCUGGACGACGUAUUAAAAAAUGCUACGGUGAAUUGACAAGAAAGAGUUCUCAACAACAUGAUGCUGUUCAAAAAAAUGUUAAGCUCGACUUAGUAGCGACACUACAGGUCGCCAGAAAGUAUGAUGUACAUAGUGUAUUUAUUAUUCAUUAAAUGUCAGAAGUAGUAGGAAGACUGUGCUGAUCAUUAAUAUCCAGAGUCACAAUGGAUGAAUGGACUUUAAAUGAUUUGCUGGAAUGCUCAGUGUGCUUAGAAAGAUUGGAUACAACAAGCAAAGUGUUACCAUGUCAACACACUUUUUGCAAGAAAUGUUUGGAAGAAAUUCUAAAUCGGCAUAAAGAAUUACGAUGUCCAGAAUGUCGUAUAUUAGUGGAUGUUAAGAUUGAAGAUUUACCACCAAAUGUGUUACUCAUGAGAAUUUUAGAAGGCAUGCGAAAUGCAGCACCAAAGAAAAGGAACACUGCUGCCAUUAGGAUGCAGGGAGGAAAUUAUCCUCAAACUCCAAUACACCAGACACCCUCGGUGCAGUACCAGAUGACAUCACAGGCAACUACUAUUACUACUACGGAAAAUAUUACUGUGUCUCAUGCAAUACCCAAACAGCAGUUGCUACCAAAUUUGUCUUACGCAAAAGCUUUAUAUGAUUAUCGCUCACAGGAGAAAGGGGAUCUGAAUUUUAAAAAGGGUGAUAUAAUAAUACUACGAAAAAGAAUUGAUAGCAAUUGGUACUUUGGUGAGAAUGGUGGGUGUACCGGUGUUUUCCCAUUAAGUUAUGUACAGGUGAUCACACCCCUGUGUUCAACGCAGCCACAGUGCAAAGCACUUUACGAUUUUGAUGAAGAGGGCUGUUUGUCUUUCAUUAAGGGUGAAAUUAUUACUGUUAUACGCCGUGUUGACGAGAAUUGGGCAGAGGGAAAACUUGGUGAAAGGAUUGGAAUCUUCCCUUUGGCUUUUGUAGAUCUGAAUCCAGUUGCACGUUCUCUAAUGAAGCUGUCUACAAAUUCACAGCCUGGGCCUUCACGGGUAGCACCACCAACACCGACUUCGGAGGACACUGCGCCACUCAUUCCGACAGACCACACUCGCAGUGUCGGAGCUGUGCCUGUUCCCACUUGCCGUUCACCUGCUGCCGCUGCAACUGGGCCGCCGCCUCAUGUUCACACCCGCAGUCGAGCUGCAGUAGCAUCAGAUUCGAGCUCCACACAGUCCUCGCCGUCAUCUGCCACUACUCCUAAUACUUCAUCGGGAAACACGUCGUCGGGGUCAGGAUCUGGAACAGAACCCUCAUCACCAGCAUCUCCACCUCUGGCACGACCUCCACCUGAUCCAACGUUGCCUUCACCACCACAAGCAUUGGGAUCUGGUACAGCUGCACCACCACCUAGACCGACGCCGUCUGUGCAGCAGCGAGAUAAAAGGCAUAGCUUUAGCGCUGUUCAUACAGGACACCAUCAUCAAACAUCCCAUAGGUUGUCUGCCGAAAUUCUCAGCCCAUCAGAAACAUCCUGUCAGGAGCCCUCAUCCUCAGACCAGACAUUGCAGGUACCUCCACACAGCACCAGCACUAGUAGUAACAGCACUGUUGGCGAUGGCAUAGGUGUACAGAGGCAGGGCAGCCAGAGACACCGCCGCUCAGGCAGUAGUGACCUGACAAGUGUACCUCCGCUGCCUCCGCCACAGGGUCUGCACUCCAUGCCAGGAACCUCUGCACAUCUGCCUGCAGCGUAUAUUGCACUAUACCCAUAUAAGCCACAAAAAGCGGACGAGUUGGAAUUGCGUAAAGGUGCUAUUUAUAUGGUAACAGAAAGGUGCCAGGAUGGAUGGUUCAAGGGAACAUCAAAUAGAACUCAGAAGUCAGGAGUUUUUCCAGGAAAUUACGUUGCACCUGCUAAUAAAGCACUACCUAAUCUGCACAACCAUCUGCGUUGUGCGGUCCGUGUUGCUUCUGGCACGGGCAGUAGCUCCCCACGAGCAAAUGGAACUCCACCCUUGGAACCUCGCAGUUACACUCGUUCCAGGCAAGGACCUGCAACUCUGCCCUAUAGUCCUAAGCAGCAGUCACAUGGACCCGCACUAGACUUAUUGACUGGCACAAAUAGUACUCUCCACCCGCCUGAGUUGCCACCACGAUCAACAAGCCCAGGGCAUCGUGCGAGCAGCUCGAGUGUGGUCGCUGCGUGGCUGACACCUGCGAGUGCUACCGACACAACGGCAUCCAGUGCUGGAAGUGGCAACAGUGCUAACUCCAUCAUCUCAUCAGUUACAUCAGCUGCUCACGGUGCUCCCGACGUAACUGCAGUGACGGGCACACCUGUACGCUUUGCUCACGUUUCAUCAGCAGUAGCCUCGAGAGAUAAGGCAAAAGAGAAAAAAGAGAAAGGUGUUGGUUUAAUGCGUCGUCUGACUAGCAUGAAAAAGUCAAAAUCACCACCUCCAACUACAUAUUCAAUGGAUAACCCUGUGUUUGAAGAUGGUACGGUGGCAGCAAGUCCGUCACAUCCGGUUCACGUCAGGUCGGGAUCCUGCCCCAGCCAGCUUCUCCAAGUUCUGCCCUUAGAUGCUAACAGUGCACACCACCGCCUGUUUGGUUCCGGCUCCCAGAGAAUGAAACACAAAGACCGACCCAAUGUAGUCGUGGCUAACCUAUCGCAUUAUGGAAGGGUGAGUGAUCCUGGAACAUCUAGUGGAGGUGGCAGCAGUGCUGCCCAGCAUCGCAAAUCCAACUCGCUUGACGCUGACAGUUGCGAUCUCAGCAGGAAAAAUAAACAGUUAAUGCCACCUGUUAGAGAAAGAUUCCGCUGUAUUGUGCCUUAUCCUCCGAACAGUGAAUUUGAACUGGAGUUACAAGUGGGUGACAUAAUUUAUGUCCACAAGAAGAGAGAUGAUGGAUGGUACAAAGGCACCCAGCAACGUACAGGGCGAACUGGCCUCUUUCCUGCAAGCUUUGUCGAGAGCUUCUGAGAACCCCCUUCGUGCGUGCUAGAGACGUGUGUGUAAAGCAUAUAAGGAAGUGUGUGUAUUCAGACAGUGAAAGAUCUGCUGAAUUUUAUCAAGGCAGAAUGACAAUUUGCUUUGCCUUUGAUUGAUUUUACUUACAUGUGCCCAUUCUUCCAUAAGUGUUCUGUUUUUUCUAAUUUUUUUUUCUUUCUACUUUUUUAUUUAUUCGUCGAAAGCACGCACAGGGGAUGUUACGGUGUGUCAUAUUGUGAGAUUUUCACAGACUCUUAGUUAAAUAGAAGUAAUGACGCACAAUGUUAUUUUUAUAGAUGUGUUCACAUUUGUGUGGUGCAGAAAGUGACUACCUCUGAAUAAGAGACUUGCCUUUUAUGUUUGAAUGUACUCAUUCUAAGGAGACGGAAUGGGUGGCCAGUACUUACCAUCAGGAAGUGAGAUUCCAGGCACUGCUGAUAGAAACACUUUAAAGCAGAAGAAAACUAUUCCUAGCUUUUGGAACUUGUAUGUUUCUUGCUCAGGGAGAAGAGGAUUGGGGGAGGUUGGAAAAAGGAAGAAUUCACUCUAACCCCAAAUUGAGAGGGACCCAUCAGGCUACUUUCAUGCUAAAUGUUAUUUAAACAUUGUUCUAGCAAUGAACAUUUGAUUUCUAGAGACAUAGUGAAAGAUUAAACUACACAGACCUCUCAAGAGACAGUAAAAGUUGUUCCACAACUUCAAUAUUAUAUAAUAUAGUUACUCAAUCUUUCAUGUUUGGUAACAUGUGUUAUCAAUCAUUUGUACCUUCUGUGAUAAAUUAGUUACGGAUAUCCAUUUCUGCUAGUAUUGUACAGAUAACUGGGCAUUAUUUUCACAUUUAUUUUGGCAUAUUUUUCAGACACCCCUAUAAUUAUAUAAGAAUGAAAGGAAAGAACUAAUUUUCCCUUGGACUGAACACAUAAUAUAAACUGUUCACUAAUUACAGUCAGUUUAUUUUAUACUUAUAUCUUAUAAUCUGAACUCUCACAUGGAAGGUGACUGACAUGAAACCCAUUUUGGCUAUUUAAAAAAUGAACUGAGUUUCUCUCAUUGACUCGUCUAAUUAAGUACAUAUUUCAACAGCUGUUAAGCUAUAUCUGGAAUAAAGACUUUUACUCUGAGAUUCCAGUAUUGUCUGCCAAAAGAAUUAGUAUGAAGUAAUGUGUUUUGGAAAAAUUCAUCACAACUACAACUUUGUCCAGUGUAUGCUAAUUAUUAACUACUUACCAUAAAAAUCUCAUUCUCUGUAAACAAAGUAAUGUAACAUGGUUUUCACAUAUGAUGAUCUUCUGUAAAUAUUUAUUUCCAAUAAUUAACUCUAAAAUUAUAAACAGUAUUAUUUAAAUGAUCAUGAAGACCUAAUUGUUAUAAGCUUUGCCAAAAUAUUACGAUUGAAAAUAUAUGUGUCCUCCUCCUAUGGCUCCACAGUCUGUUGUGGACCUUUGUCUCUUCCACAAUUUUCUGUUAGAUGUCCCAUUUUUGCACUAGUGCUUCUCAAUUCCUGUGUACUAUUCUCUGAAUGUCCACUUCAACAAUAUCCACAUGUUAUUGGGUUGGCCAUGCCAUUGUCAUCCUCCAAGAUUUCCAAUUUGUGCCACAUACCCGGUCCAUCUCAGUCUUGCUGAUAUUCUUGUUUGUAUCCAAAGAACAAUUCACAUGACAGAACAGUAAAAUUACAAGAAGACCUUUGCUUACCUUCAGAGGGAAAAAUUCUGAGUGCUGCUGAUAGACAUGCAUAAAAGUAGAAGAGUGUCUCCUGGUCUUCAGAAUUGUUAACUCCUUUCUCGUGGAAGUAUAGGUAUGAUAUACUGAAGUCUGGGAAGGAGGGGCAGGUAAAAGUUGCGAGGUUGAGUGGGACACACCUCUGUGAGGACACACACUUUUGUCUCUCAUCAUCCUUUCAACCUGGGGUUUGAGUGACUUGCUCCUCCAUUAUAACCUUCCCUUACCUCUCUCUCAUUCCCACCUGAGGAAGGAAAUAAGAGUUCUAGAAGUUAGGACAGGUUUUUACUUUUAUUUAUGUUUAUAGGCAAUACUUGGAACAAUGGAGCAGCCAUUGUGACUUUUUGUGAUUCAUCAUAUAUGGCAGAAAGUUAAUUGUUGUAUGGUCUUCUCCACCUUCUUCCCUCACAGCAAGGAUGUUUUGUUCUGUGAAGUAUCUUCCUCUCAGAGGUAUGAAACAUGCUAGUAUCAGUUACUGUUAAUGGCAGUUUCUGAAGUGUUUUAUGUAUGAUUAACUUUGUGGUGUGAGACAGGAGCUUUGAAACAAGGAAUUUUGUUACAGCAAAAUAAGCUCUAUUAGCUGCUGCCAGACAAUUAAUUUCCUAUGUAAGUAUCACUGUAGUGUGUUGUGGCCAAUUGCUGUUAUUCAAACUGCUCAGCCUUUUCAAAUUUACAGUUAAAUCUGGUCACUAAUUUCUGCAUCUUUCCAGUGUGUGCCCUUAUACAAGCAAUGCAUUCAAUCUUAGACUCAUUGAUAGUCAAACCCACAAGGACUAAUUUUAAUACAGUAAAUUACUCCUUCCUUGCCCUCUGUUGAGGUCCUGUGGGUGUGUAUAUCACUGAUGCCGGCCAAUGUUUACAUUAUUUUGUCUUAGAUGAUUCCACUGCACAGCAGGUUAGCCUCUUCUAUCAAGUUUUCCAGCAGUACAUUAAAAAGAAGAAACAUAAGUGCCAUCACCCAGGUUUAUGCUGUUGUGGAUAUCCACUGGCUGUAAUGGCAUUCUUUGUAGACAUACUCUGCUUCUUAAAAUGCUCUGUGAAGUCUACAUCAGUCUCAGAAGCUUCUGAGUUUCCAUUUCCUGCAAUGUGGACCUUCUUUAUAUAUAUCUCUCUCUCUUUCUCGACAGUUGAGAGGAGGUGGUCAAACAGAUCAGAAAGCACAUUUUGUAUUUCAAGUUUGGAAGCAUUAUUCAUAAGUAAUUUUCACACUCUAUUUGGUCUACUCCUUUGUUGUGUGCAUAUGACUCCUUUGUUGCACUGUUAUGGCUUUUAGGCUUCCUAUACCAACAAACUAAUUUUUUGGAAGUGACUCUGCAUGUCAAUCUUGAGAUGAGUAGAUUUUCUAAGUGACCAUUCCUAAAGCCACUCUAGUUUCUUUCAUUGGUAAAUUCUUCAUCAGUUCUUCUUUUCUUUUUGUAAUACUGCUUUAAUUUUCUGGUACAGUUCCUUUGUACCAUCCUCUUGUAUGGCUUGUUCUUUUCUUCGGUUGCUCUCCCACACUGUGUCAAAUGGCCAGUUUUUCUGUUUGUUUUCCAUUACUACCACUUAAUUUACUGCCUUUUCGUUAACAGCUCAAUGAUUUCUGGUGCUUCUUCAAUACCAUUGUGUUUGACACUUCCCUGUAGAGUUUCUUGAUUUUUAUUUUUUAUUUCAGUUAUGUUCUGAGCAGUUGCAUUGUAUUUUGAGGAUUUGUUCUAGUUCCUUUUUAUAGUGAUAUGUAAUUGCUGUGACUCUGAUCAAUACCAAAUAGUGAUCAGGGCUAUUUUGGGGUUCCCGAAGGCUUGUCAUGUAAAGGUUGUGUGAUUUGUCCCUUGCUUUUUGUCAAUACAUGACCUGUGUUCAUUAUGUUGCCGUCAGGGAAGUUCCAUGUUCCCUUGUGUUUUUGUAUGAGAGGGCAGACCAAGCAGUCAUGUUUCAGGGCAUGAUAAAUAUAAAACUUUUUUUAAAACUAUGUACUACUUUUUUCCUAGUCAAUUGACAUGAAAACAUGCCUUGCACUAUGCAGCACAGUAACUACUUUGAUGAUUAAUUUUCUCAUUUGAUAAGAGCGUGUCAGAAGAAUGAAUACAUGUAAAGCACAGCUUUCAUUACAACAAGCUUAAUAUUUAAUCUGAUCUGGGAAAUAUUUAUAUUUAAUUGAAGCUGUUUUCCCUGGAGAGUAAGAUAUUGCCAAGUAAUGUACCAUUUAAGUAAGAGGAAAAAUAUUGAGUGUAAAAUUAAAACAGUGCUUCAAAAGGAAAAUGCAGUCGAGAAAACUGUUAACUGACAAGGAGAGACUGUCUGGCCCGUACUUACUUUCAAAAAGUGAAAUUCCAAGUACCACUGAAAGAAACAGAUAAAAUUAGGGGGAAAAAAUUUGUAGCUUUCAGAAUUUGUAUGUUCCUUUCUCAGUGAGAAAAGAGGGAGAGGUUGAGGAAGGUUAGAAAGGUAGGACAGGCCACUCAGACUCCAGGUUGAAUGGAACCCACCUUGUGGGUAUGGUUGUUUCAGAUUAUUUUCAGAAGUUACUUUCCUGGUGAUGUUGUAGCUGGAAUAGUCGCUCAAAGAUAUCCAAAUUUCCUGUCAAUUGCUAAAUUCUAAUGCAACAAUAACUAUUUAGUUUUGUGGUUGCAAGGGAUGAAGAUUUGGUUUUGGUGGAGUAUUGCUGAGCAGCAGUUGAGAUGUUAAAGCAAAAGGUUAUAUGCAUCAUAAAGAUGUGCAUGUUAUGAGAAAGAUCUGAAAAGUGACAUAGAAGGCAUACAGUAUUCAUAUAUCAUGAUUACUCUACUAUUAAGAGAGAAAUGAAAGCACUCUUUACAUAGCUACUUGCUAGCAAUUAAAAAAUGUGUGACAAAAUUAACUCUACAAGAGGAUGAUUAAUUUGCUUUCUGCUCCCUUCAGAGCUAUUAUACAAGUGAUUCUAAUUUCUCAUAUUGUUAUAGUAUGGGGGUUGAAAAUUUUUUAAAAGCUUUAAGCUAGGUUUAGGUUUCUGUGUUUUGCCAGCUGUUCCAACACAAGAAAUUGUGAAUCUUCUGAGUGUCUGCUAUUAAUUGAAAUGUUGCUAGAACUUGUUUUUCAAAAAUUUAUUUAUUUGAAUUUGAGUUGUGUUCAUAAAUAACUCGAUGAUUAGAACUUUAAAUGUUAAAACAGUGCCCGAGGACAGAGCGUGUGAAAUUUUGCAAGAAGUCUCUUCUAGAAAAUAUUAAUGUAGCCUACGUUUUCAUUGGGUUUAUGUAAAUCAUUUAAACUCUGUGUGCUUUGUGUGCUUAUUGUUUGUCACCAGCUACAAUAGCAUGAAUUUUUUAAAUCCCAUUAUGAAAAAUCUUCAUACCUUUCAAAAUGCCAAUCGUGUGUGAUAACUUGAAGACAUCUAUCAUUAUUAAAUGGGCUUAUGUCAGAAGUAAGUCAGCUUUGUGGGAGGGAGUAUUUCUAAAAAAAAAAUAAUUUAGUUUCAAAUAAUGAAGUCUUUGAAUAUUGGCACCCUAUUCUCAAUUUAUAAGUAAUGAGAUGAUAAAGGAGAACACGUUGUAUGAAUGACACUGAUACAUUUUCACUUAUGUGUUCAUAAACAAAAUUUAUUCAUAUUGAAUAUGUCCUGUGAAUGGUCCCUAUCUGAAAGAAAUGUGCAAUGUAAUAUCUCUUUCUGUAUUAUGAAUGAGUGUUAGUAUGUAUAAAUUAUGCUGUAGGUAGUAGAAAAACCAGAACAAGCUUGUGUGACUGACUAAGUUAUUUGUCACUUAGCAAACAGCUUGUUGUGACCUGUGUAAUAGAUUGUUGCCAGAGAUUAAUUUAUUGUUUUCUUUAGUCAUGUUAUACAUGACUACUUGUACUUGAAUAUUUCACUUUUCUGCUGAGUACAUUGUUGAGGAGUGUUACCGUUGUAUGUUUUUGCAUGCAGAUAUAUCAUUUAUGAAACCAAUUUCAUUGUUCUAUAUGUUGAAAACCUUUCAUUAAAAUAUUGUAUAAUCAGAAUGUGCCAUAUUACAGAUCUGCUGUUACUGAUUUCCAUCAUAGAUGUAUGUUGCUAUGUUAAAUGGUGUAGCUCUGGUAAUUUGCAUUCUAUGUGAAGUGUGCUAGUAAUUGUAUCAUGAGUAACAGUGUAAUUUCAGAAGUUAAGGACAUUCACUAUAUAUGUUCAGUGUCUCUUGUCUGUACAAAAUGUUAUAUAAAGUUUCUUACUAUGUGGAUGCUAUAUCCAGCACAAAUUUCAAUUUAGCAAGGGUCUUGCCCAGUACUUCAUCAUUUGAAUGUCUCAUAAAUGCCACAAGAAGUCAUUAGAUUAUUCAUGGAAAUGUUAGAAAUAAAGAAAGAGAUAAUUAUCACUCCUACCAAACAUAAGUGUGUGUGUGUGUGUGUGUGUGUGUGUGUGUGUGUGUGUGUGUGUGUGUGUGAUGAAUGAGCACAUGUCUGCAUGCACGAGUUGAAAAUUAUUUAAAUAUUUGUUUACAUAUCACAACUCAUACCGAAGUUUUUUAGAAUUGUUACUAAAAGCUCUCUGUGAAUAUCUUGUCACACAUUUCAGUUGUAUUUAUUUCUGUUAUUAAAGGAUUUAGAUUAUGUGAAGUAUUGACCAGCUGUUAAAAAUUACAUUUUUCUGUACAUGUCUUGUUGUAUCGAUGUUAUGUUCAUCAAAUAACAAGAUCUGUCAAAUAGA